Molecule: messenger RNA, 2353 nt
Organism: Orcinus orca (killer whale)
Lineage: Eukaryota; Metazoa; Chordata; Mammalia; Artiodactyla; Delphinidae
Gene: MEN1
Product: menin 1
Exons: 10
Coding region: 171-2003 (610 amino acids)
Biological process (GO): negative regulation of cell population proliferation; regulation of transcription by RNA polymerase II; negative regulation of cell cycle
Cellular component (GO): chromatin; histone methyltransferase complex; nucleus
Molecular function (GO): transcription cis-regulatory region binding; chromatin binding; Y-form DNA binding
Source: RefSeq, a predicted model, not a curated record
GCCCAGCCACCAUUUCAAGACUUGGCAAGGACAGGGGCGGGCCCCGGACUCCACUUCCCGGCAGGCGGUGCGGCCCGAGGGGGCGGAACUCCAUUUCCCAGCAGGCUCCAGGCGGCGGGCGCUGCUGUGCCUUGUGUGGGAUGUAAGCGCGGAGGCCGAGGCCCGCCGCCAUGGGGCUGAAGGCCGCCCAGAAGACGCUGUUCCCGCUGCGCUCCAUAGACGACGUGGUGCGCCUGUUCGCUGCCGAGCUGGGCCGAGAGGAGCCGGACCUGGUGCUCCUAUCCUUGGUACUGGGCUUCGUGGAGCACUUCCUAGCUGUCAACCGCGUCAUCCCCACCAACGUGCCCGAGCUCACUUUUCAGCCCAGCCCUGCGCCCGACCCUCCUGGCGGCCUCACCUACUUCCCCGUGGCCGACCUGUCCAUCAUCGCCGCGCUCUAUGCCCGCUUCACCGCCCAGAUCCGCGGCGCCGUCGACCUGUCUCUCUACCCGCGAGAGGGGGGCGUCUCCAGCCGCGAGCUGGUAAAGAAGGUCUCCGAUGUCAUCUGGAACAGCCUCAGCCGCUCCUACUUCAAGGAUCGGGCCCACAUCCAGUCCCUCUUCAGCUUCAUCACAGGCACCAAACUGGACAGCUCUGGUGUGGCCUUUGCCGUGGUGGGGGCCUGCCAGGCCCUGGGUCUCCGGGAUGUCCACCUGGCCUUGUCUGAGGACCAUGCCUGGGUAGUGUUUGGGCCCAAUGGAGAACAAACAGCUGAGGUCACCUGGCAUGGCAAGGGCAACGAGGACCGCAGAGGCCAGACAGUCAACGCGGGUGUGGCUGAGCGGAGCUGGCUGUACCUGAAAGGAUCAUACAUGCGCUGUGACCGCAAGAUGGAGGUGGCAUUUAUGGUGUGCGCCAUCAACCCUUCCAUUGACCUGCACACUGACUCCCUGGAGCUGCUGCAGCUGCAGCAGAAGCUGCUCUGGCUGCUCUAUGACCUGGGACAUCUGGAAAGGUACCCUAUGGCUCUGGGGAACCUGGCAGAUCUGGAGGAGCUGGAGCCUACCCCUGGCCGGCCGGACCCACUCACCCUCUACCACAAGGGCAUUGCCUCAGCCAAGACCUACUACCGGGAUGAGCACAUCUACCCCUACAUGUACCUGGCUGGCUACCAUUGUCGCAACCGCAACGUGCGUGAAGCCCUGCAGGCCUGGGCUGACACGGCUACUGUCAUUCAGGACUACAACUACUGCCGUGAAGACGAGGAGAUCUACAAGGAGUUCUUUGAAGUAGCCAAUGAUGUCAUCCCCAACCUGCUGAAAGAGGCUGCCAGCCUGUUGGAGGCCGGCGAGGAGCGGCCAGGGGAGCAGACCCAGGGCACCCAGAGCCAGGGUUCUGCCCUCCAGGACCCAGAGUGUUUCGCCCAUCUGCUGCGAUUCUACGAUGGCAUCUGCAAAUGGGAAGAGGGCAGUCCCACGCCCGUGCUGCACGUGGGGUGGGCCACCUUCCUUGUGCAGUCCCUGGGCCGUUUUGAGGGACAGGUGCGGCAGAAGGUACGCAUAGUGAGCCGAGAGGCAGAGGCGGCCGAGGCAGAAGAGCCUUGGGGCGAGGAAGCCCGAGAAGGCCGGCGGCGGGGCCCGCGGCGGGAAUCCAAGCCUGAGGAGCCUCCGCCGCCUAAGAAGCCGGCGCUGGACAAGGGCCCAGGCGCGGGCCAGGGUGCGGUGCCAGGACCCCCCCGGAAGCCCCCAGGCACCGUCCCGAGCACUGCCCGCGGCCCUGAAGGCGGCAGCGCGGCUCCAGCGCUGGCGCCCGCCGCCUCGCCGCCACCGGAGGGUCCGGUGCUCACUUUUCAGAGCGAGAAGAUGAAGGGCAUGAAGGAGCUGCUGGUGGCCACCAAGAUCAAUUCGAGCGCCAUCAAGCUGCAGCUCACGGCUCAGUCACAAGUGCAGAUGAAGAAGCAGAAGGUGUCUACACCUAGUGACUACACUCUUUCAUUCCUCAAGCGGCAGCGCAAGGGCCUCUGAAGUACCCGGGUCUCAGUAGCGGCCCACUCGGAGCCCGCCCUCAAUCAGGAUUAGGUUCCACCCCAGCCCCCCUAGCGAGCCCAGGCUCCGCCCCUGGCCUAGGGGCCUAGGCCCCGCCUCCAGGCCUCACCCCUACCCGGAACUCAGGCUGCAGGUUCCCAGAGUAGACUCCACCCAGCGCCCGAACCGAGGGCUCCGCCCAGUCACUGGAAUAUGGAGCCCAUCCCCCAGAAUCCCAGCCGGCCAAUUGAAACCUUACCCUGAGUCCUUCACCCAUCUUUAAAGGUCCAACUACGGGAAGCUCAGGCUCCAUCUCAGAACCGAGGCUCUAACCUUAGGCCUGACCAGUG